Messenger RNA from Nerophis lumbriciformis (worm pipefish), 1041 nucleotides. The record is from RefSeq and is a predicted model, not a curated record. NCBI's taxonomy places the organism in Eukaryota, Metazoa, Chordata, Actinopteri, Syngnathiformes, Syngnathidae.
AUGGCCGCCGGGGCCGCUUUCCUGGUUCUGCCGUGGCCCGGCGCCGGGUCGCCGGAGGAGGGUCGCGGGGGCGCGCUGCUCCGGGGCGGCGCCGUGCUGGGAGCGCUCCUGAUCAUCUGCGUGGCGGCCUUGCGCAAGUGGAUCGCCGGCGGCGUUUGCCGGAGCGACCGGCGGCAGGACGGCAAGACGGCGCUGGUGACGGGCGCCAACACGGGCAUCGGCAAGGAGACCUGCAGAGAGUUGGCCCGGCGAGGCGCCCGCGUGGUGAUGGCGUGCAGAGACCUGUCCAGGGCCGAGCGAGCGGCGGAGGAGAUCCGGGCGUCCACGGGCAACGGGAACGUGGUGACCCGCCACUUGGACCUGGCGUCUCUCUACUCGGUCAGACAGUUCGCCAAAGACUUCCUGGACACCGAGGACAGGCUGGACAUCCUCAUCAAUAACGCCGGCGUGAUGAUGUGCCCCAAAUGGCUGACUGAGGACGGCUUCGAGACCCAGUUCGCCGUCAAUCAUCUGUCUCACUUUCUUCUGACCAACCUGCUGCUCCCCAAACUGAAGAGCUCGGCCCCCAGCCGCGUGGUGACCGUGUCGUCCGUGGCCCAUCGCGGAGGUCACAUCGACUUUUCCGACCUGUUCUUCGCCUCUCGUCCGUACAGCCCGCUGCAGAGCUACCGGCAGAGCAAGCUAGCCAACGUGCUCUUUAGCCGAGAGCUGGCGCGCCGCCUCCGAGGUACGGGAGUGAGUUCGUUCUGCGUGCACCCCGGCGUCAUCCGGACCGAGCUGGGCCGCCACGUGGAGGGUCGCUUCCCUCUGUCGGGGGCGCUGCUGAGGCUGCCGGCUUUGCUGCUGAUGAAGACGCCGCGGCAGGGCAGCCAGACCAGCCUGUACUGCGCCGUCACGCCCGGACUGGAGGACCGAUCGGGGAGCUACUUCAGCGACUGCGCCGUCAAGGAGGCGGCGCCGGAGGGGCGGGACGACCAGGUGGCCCGCAGGCUGUGGACGGAGAGCGCCCGACUGGUCGGCAUUCCCGACGACCAGUGCUGA